GACGAGGAGAGAAAAAUUCAGAGGGAGCUUAUUAACGAGAGAAGGGAGGAGAAGACGUGUAGAAAGGAGUUGGAGGAGCAAAAGCGUUUUGAUGAGCGUUUGAGGGCUGAGAUGGCGAAAUACGCUGAGGCCACGAAGGCAGAGGUUAUGGCCGCGGUUGGCAGACAAUACCUUGACCAGAAGGACGAGGUUCGCCGGGAAGAAUCGAGGCGGGGAAGGUCACCUCCGCCUCGACGAAGAAGGGACUAUGCCGACAGGGGCGAAGGGGACAUGGAAGUGGACGAUCUAGAUGAGGAGAUUCGGCGCCUGAUGGCGCUUCGUGAAAAAAGGCGAAGGGGUAAGGAGCCCUUGUGCCCUGGGCCAGUGCUUCGGGAACCCUCGUUUUCAUCUCCAGCUGGUGGUUUGGAUGAUAUUCCAAUGCGGGCCGAAUCAUCUCGUCAGGCGGAAGCCCGUGGCAAGACAAAGAUCCCGACGGGAUGUGGUCCUGAAGGGCUUAUGGAGUUCGUGCUCGAGCAGAAGAUGCUUCUUUCGGCUAUGAGGCAGGAUGAAUUGAAACACAUCUGUUCUAAGGAAGGGGUGCGCUACUGCACGAAGGGGUAGUCUGUGGAUCGGAUCGUCGCCGCUAGGACUAAGUUUUUAUGAGGGAUUCAUAUUCUCACCGGCUACGUCAGCGCCGGGUUCCCCUGAAG
Messenger RNA from Chara braunii, 689 nucleotides. The record is from the annotation of a GenBank genome assembly. NCBI's taxonomy places the organism in Eukaryota, Viridiplantae, Streptophyta, Charophyceae, Charales, Characeae.